AUGACUCUCCCUCCACCUACCGCUCUUUGCCGCUCCCUCUGCCCAUCGCACUUUGUCGCCACAAUACGCGAUUAUAUACCACCCUGGAUUAGCGAGAUCCAGCGCGAGUCUUUGAUGCAGAAAUUUGACCUUUUCCGGAAAUUGAUUGGUGACGGCUCAUUUCAAGUCGUUGACGGCGUUCCCUUCCCAGACGUGAAUUGUUGCGAAGCUAUGAUGCCAGCGCUCCGACAAUUUAUAAAUCUGCUAGACGAAGAUCAAGAAGGGAAAUGUCCUGUCAAGUAUAAAGAGGCGAUUGGACUUAGUUUACAAGAAGUCGAGGACAUACUAGACCACGCACUAAUGCUGUACGACUACUGUGCUGGACCGGAAAGCCUGGAAGGUCGGGUGUGA
Molecule: messenger RNA, 390 nt
Organism: Penicillium subrubescens
Lineage: Eukaryota; Fungi; Ascomycota; Eurotiomycetes; Eurotiales; Aspergillaceae
Exons: 3
Coding region: 1-390 (129 amino acids)
Source: RefSeq, a predicted model, not a curated record